AUAUAUUCUAUCGGGGUGUCCUUUUUUUAUAAAACAAUUGUAGAUAUGAAUGUAUAUAUUAAUACCUGUGAUUUCCUUGGUGUCACGCCUCUUGAAUACUUGCGGUCCCACUUGUAUUUAAUUACUUGAUUAUAGAUGUUUUGUUGACUCAAAAGUUUUUGUUUCUGCACGACUUUUAUUUAACGUUAUGACUUUUAAUUACCGAUGACACGUUUCAUGUGUUCAUGCAUUGUUUAGUGUGUGUUUUUCAAAAGCAGGGUAUAGCUAACGUCUAUAAAUAGUUUGACCCGGUGACAUUUGAACAUCUCCCACUGGUGAAGCCUUUAAAGCUGCACGGGUCUUCUUCUUCUUUCCUCCCUCCUCUUCUUUAAACAAUGAAUCAAAUAAUUGUAGUAUUUUUGUUGCAGCCUGUCACGCUCGCCGCUCUCCACACUACGUUAGCUAGUGAGGAAAAGACGACGCUGGCCCUUUAAAUCCAACAUCUGGAGAAACAACACGCCUGAUUCGCCCUUAGAGGAGCAGCUGGACCUCCGUUGUCCCGACGACGGCCAUGUUCACUUAUUAUUAUUAUUAAUUAUUAUUAUCAUCAGAAUAACGUAGCGCUCUUAAUGACGUCAUAAUUUUGGGAAAUGGUCAAUAAUGCAGAGUUUAGAUGAGAGCAUUGGACAGUUUCUUCUCUCUCUCUCUCUCUGAAUACCUCAGGCCUCUAAGUCCAGAUUUAGACCUCAGUCUUCCCCCAGUCAUUCACACCCUGGUGCUGCACACCUCCUUCUCUCCUUCUCUCUCUCUCUCUCUCUCUCUCUCUCCAUACCUCGCCCUUCCUCUCUGGGCCUGUCAGUCCGUCAUGGUGGGAGCUGCUGACGGAGGUCCCGGUUGGGGUCUGUAGUCCGGGUUCUGGUUCCUCUCUGCUCGCCCCCCCAGACCAUGGAGCCUCUUGCAGAGGUCCCGUUAUUUGAGAUGGACCAGGAGGAGGAGGAGGAGGAUGCUGUGUCGGCCCCUGCUGCAGCGCCCCCUGCUGGCCCCGACCCCGACCCCUUCAUCUACAUGAACUUCAUGAAGAGCCACUGCUGCGCCGACGCCAUGCCCACCAGCUCCAAGCUGGUCAUCUUCGACACCACGCUGCAGGUGAAGAAGGCGUUCUUCGCCCUGGUGGCUAACGGGGUGAGGGCCGCUCCGCUGUGGGACGCCAAGCUGAAGUGUUUUGUGGGUAUGCUGACCAUCACUGACUUCAUCAACAUUCUCCAUCGUUACUACAAGUCUCCUCUGGUUCAGAUCUACGAGCUGGAAGAGCACAAGAUCGAGACGUGGAGAGAGAUCUAUCUCCAGUACUCCAUCAACAGACUGAUCAGCAUCACUCCUGACUGCAGUCUGUUUGACGCCAUCUACUCCUUGUUGAAGAAUAAGAUUCACCGGCUGCCGGUCAUCGACCCGGCGUCGGGGAACGUCCUCCACAUCCUGACUCACAAGCGCAUCCUCAAGUUCCUGCACAUCUUCGGAUCCACGAUUCCUAAACCCAGGUUCCUCCAGAAGCGCAUCAACGAGGCAGGGAUCGGCACCUUCAAACAGAUCGCCACGGUCCAGGAGUCGGCGUCCGUCUUCGACGCUCUGACCGUCUUCGUCGCGCGGCGAGUGUCCGCUCUGCCCGUCGUCGACGAGAGAGGGAAAGUCGUGGCACUGUACUCCAGGUUUGAUGUCAUCAAUUUAGCGGCCCAGAAAAACUACAACAACCUGAACAUGACGAUGCGGGAGGCCGUUUCCUCCCGAGCCUACUGCAUGGAGGGGGUCCUCAAGUGUUACCCCUACGAAACUCUGGAGACCAUCAUCGACCGCAUUGCCAAGGCGGAGGUGCAUCGCUUGGUUUUGGUGGACGGCGACGACGUGGUGAGAGGCAUCGUGUCUCUGUCCGACCUCCUCCAGGCCUUGGUGCUCACUCCUGCAGAUAUUUACGAGGGAUCGUGCGGUGGAGAAUGAAGAUGGAUCGCCAUCGACGAGACGAUGACGUCUGAAAAGUGGCGGCUGGUUUUUCAAUCGCGGUCCGGGAGACGAAUAAAUGGAACGAGAAAGUGAAAAUCGACCUCCACUGAUGUGCCCUUGGGCAAGGCACUUCAAACACCAAGUAGAAGACUGGUGGUGCUGGGAAGCUACCAGUGUGGAACUACAUCACCGGUCAUGGCUUCAAACUGGUGAACCACACCCAGAGACUUCAUACACCCAGACUUUAUAUACCUUUGGUGAACGCGUUAUAUAUAUUUUUGUUUUGUUGUUGUUUGCACGUUCUUAUCACGACCCAUGUUCCCAUGUCUUGUGACCCAGGCACCUCUAGAACCGCGGGAGUCACGUGACUCGGUAGAAAGAGCAUCAGAGGCGGCGUAGAGAAGGUCUGGGUAUUUUAUAUUUAUUUUCAAGAGUGUUUUUCCGCCAAGUCCCGCCCCUACUGUGCUGUGAUUGGAUAAUACUCCUCUGAUGCGUGCGUUACAGAAUAUGAUCAAAAACAAAGCUGAGACUCAAGUUUUCUGAGCCAAUCACAGCACAGUAGCCAAUCGCAGCACAAUAGCCAAUCACAACACAGUAGCCAAUCGCAACACAGUAGCCAAUCGCAGCACAGUAGCCAAUCACAGCACAGUAGCCAAUCACAGCACAGUAGCCAAUCACAACACAGUAGCCAAUCACAGCACAGUAGCCAAUCACAGCACAGUAGGGGCGGGGCUAGACGGAGCACUCUUGGGAAGGGAAAAAUAAAUAAAUGGUAAAGAUGUUUAAUGUGUGUAUUUGACUUUCUGGUCAUAAUAAAUGUUGCUGUCGUUCACACAACGAUGUAAUGACGACACCUUUA
Messenger RNA from Pseudoliparis swirei, 2833 nucleotides. RefSeq names its product protein kinase, AMP-activated, gamma 3b non-catalytic subunit (gene prkag3b). Lineage: Eukaryota; Metazoa; Chordata; Actinopteri; Perciformes; Liparidae. Bases 925 to 1971 code for a protein of 348 amino acids. The record is from RefSeq and is a predicted model, not a curated record. The transcript is spliced from 12 exons.